Messenger RNA from Glossina fuscipes, 3136 nucleotides. RefSeq names its product cardioacceleratory peptide receptor (gene CCAP-R). NCBI's taxonomy places the organism in Eukaryota, Metazoa, Arthropoda, Insecta, Diptera, Glossinidae. The record is from RefSeq and is a predicted model, not a curated record. Bases 1259 to 2860 code for a protein of 533 amino acids. Gene Ontology annotation, biological process: G protein-coupled receptor signaling pathway. Gene Ontology annotation, molecular function: vasopressin receptor activity. Gene Ontology annotation, cellular component: membrane. The transcript is spliced from 6 exons.
GAAAAAUUUUCGAUUUUAUAAAUUAAGAAUAACCUAACGAAUGCUACGAGUUUUUCUUUUCCCAAAGUUUUGAUUGAUUUAGUUAGCUUCCCUAAGGCGUUGUGUUCUCCAUCUGCACCAUAUGGGGAAUUGCUUAGCUGCAAGUCUAUGUAAUUCAGAAAUCAGUGAAUAUCCCAACUGAAACUCGAUCAUACAGUUUGCAAGGCUGUCGUCGCAUAAGUAGCCAACAGAGUUCGAAUCUCAAGUGCGAUAGCGUUUUUACUCCAGUCUUAGCAACCGGUCACUCGACUAAGAUACACCCUGUGCUUGAUUGGUUAUAUUAAGAAAAAGAAAAAAGGAACUAAUUUCGUCUGCAGGGCACGAUUCUUUUGUAGAUUGCUAUCGAUUCAAUUGUGUUUUCGAUAUGAAAAAAAAAAAAGAAUGAAAAUUAAUUUUUGCCCAAUGCUCUGUAGCAAUGUGUUUUGCAUUUUUCUUUGCUAGAAAGGCUCUCCUCGUGCCACAAAUUCAAUAUUUGCUUCCCCUGAAUAGCACUCAUAGAACGUAGCAUAGUCUUCAUUAUUAAAGCAUAGAGCAUUUCCUAGUUUAUUGAAAUAUUCUUUACAAGCGAAACAUAUGUCUUUGCGCGAAGCUUUGGAUUAAACUUGUGCAGUAAUCCUAAGAUAAGGCUCACCCUUGUGAAUUUUCCCGGCAAUCGUUUGGCAGAGCUACGCCGAAAACGUUUUAGUCGAAACGUAUGCAGGUAGCUCUUUUCAAAGAGGUUAAGAACGCAAAUGUUUCUGUUGAUCCGUUUUCGUUUAUGAUAAUCUGCUCAAUUGUUCCAAUUCUUGAAACCCCUUAUGCAUUGCUGAAAGCCAGAAUCCUAUAAAUUUAAGUGUUGCGAGAAGAGCAACCAACCAUCAAGCACCGCAUAACAGCAUAAAGUGAUGAAACUUGAUGGGAAUUACAAUAUUGGAGAUCUAGGUUACCGCCUAUUUUAUUACAAUGCAAUAUAUCGUAUUGCACAUACGUCCAUUGUACUGCUUGUAAGCAAAUUUUUAAUUGAAUUUAACCAAAAAAUAUACUAACAACGUAACCAAGAUACACGUUCGUGUUCUUGUUAUGCUAAAAGCGUCACAUAAUGAUGCAAUAAUGCAAUAUGCAAUGUACAUGUGUGUAGCAGUGAUAACUGCCUCUCAAACUCAUUACGAAUAAUAUCAUAAAACAUUUUCACAUCGUGUACUCAGUAUUUGAGGUUUACAAUGUGCGAACAAAGCAGAGCAUGAUAACCAAUAAGCAAACCGAAGCAGGAAAAACAAUAUCUGAGACGAUGUCGGACGAGGUCGAUUCUGACUACGUUAAUGAACAUUAUGCCAUUGCUUUGACAUAUCCUACAUUGGCGAACGUAUCGCUAAAACAUGUAGUAACAACAACAGCAAAAAAUAUUUCCCAGUUACAUAUAAAUGGAAAAAGUGAGGCUGUUAAAGGCGAGGUAAUAGUGCAGCAAACAAAUGCAGAGACGAAUGUAUUGAUGGCAUCAACACCCAUAACAGCGACUAUGUUUUUUGAGGAUCAUUUGCUGCCAGCUGUAUUUGUAAAUUCCAACAGCUUGCAAAACACAGCUAACAAUAGCAGCAACAAUGACCAGAAUAACAACAACAGCACCGAAAGUAACAAUAACGUGCGAAAUAGCAGCUCGAUGGGAAUGAACGCAACCGAUGACGUUAAUAAUUUAAAUUCGUUUUACUUCUAUGAGACCGAACAAUUUGCUGUGCUAUGGAUAUUAUUUGCGGUAAUUGUUUUGGGAAACUCUGCCGUGUUAUUCGUGAUGUUCAUGAAUAAAAAUCGAAAAUCACGCAUGAAUUAUUUCAUCAAGCAAUUGGCUUUAGCUGAUCUGUGUGUGGGCCUAUUAAAUGUGUUAACCGACAUUAUAUGGCGGAUAACGAUAUCGUGGCGGGCGGGUAAUAUUGCCUGUAAAGUGAUACGUUUCUCGCAAGCUUGUGUAACAUAUUCAUCUACCUAUGUACUGGUGAGCAUGAGCAUUGACCGAUAUGACGCCAUAACACAUCCUAUGAAUUUCUCAAAGUCAUGGAAACGAGCACGUCGAUUAGUCGCUGGAGCGUGGUUUGUAGCGGCAUUAUUUUCGCUACCCAUUUUGCUGCUCUACGAAGAGAAAUUAAUACAGGGACGGACGCAAUGUUGGAUAGAAUUUGCAACACCAUUGGCCUGGCAGGUGUACAUGAGUUUAGUUUCGGCCACGUUGUUUGCAUUUCCCGCCCUCAUAAUAUCGAUCUGUUACGCGGUAAUAGUGAAAACUAUCUGGGCCAAAGGAUCGGUAUUCGCAAGCGCUGCUGGCCGCACUGGCACCGGAUUUACGGAUGCCAAUAACCGACGCGCCAGUUCACGUGGCAUUAUACCAAAAGCGAAAGUCAAAACGGUUAAAAUGACUUUCGUCAUAGUCAUUGUAUUCAUAUUAUGCUGGUCGCCGUAUAUCGUGUUCGAUUUGCUGCAAGUGUUCGGACAUAUCCCACCAACGCAAACGAAUAUAGCCAUAGCUACGUUUAUACAAAGUUUGGCGCCACUCAAUUCGGCCGCCAAUCCCUUAAUCUAUUGCAUUUUCUCUUCCGCGGUGUUUAGAACAUUUAGCCGCUUUCCGCCUUUUAAAUGGUUUACGUGUUGUUGUAAGACAUAUCGUGAUAAUUCAACGCAAAAUCGUUGCAACACAGUUGGCCGGCGCCUGCACAAUAGCUGCGAUUCGAUGCGUACGCUAACCACUUCAUUGACGGUUAGUCGCCGCUCCAACAAGGGCAACACUCAACUAAUGAUAUUCGAAAGACCUAAAUCGCAUUCGCUAGACCAUGCCAACGCCAUGUCGGCGGUAUGAUAGCUAAAGAACUUUCAUUUGUGCGGUAUUGUUUAAGCAUGAACGAAAAAUGAAAUGCAUUUAACUUAACAUGCACUUAAAUACAUGUACGGGGGGGAGAGGAAAAUAGUAAAGUAAAUCAUUUAAAAUUUUUAAUAAACCUCAUUAUAAUCUAGUCAUUGUUUUUUGGAAAAUACAUUUAAAAUGAUUUUUAUUGUUACCUAUUAAGGCUUGCUAAGCUUGAAACAUUAUUUAGUUUGGACAAUAAAUAGUUAAGCACAAGUUUCAUUCUUCAUC